AUGCAGCAACCAUCGAGCUCUGGGAAUCAAGAGCAGCACUUGCGCGCACAAUUGGAGCUCCUACAGAGUCACGACGCGAACGCAUCGACAGCUUCAGGCUCGUGCAACUCGAGAAACGCCACUUCUGACUCUCCGCCGGCGCGAACGGCGAAUGGAUACGAAGAAUUGGCCGCUGCCUCACACGAAGCUGCUCGCGCCUUGAGGAAGACCCAAGCCGAGUCGCAUAUCCACCCAGAUCUCCGAGCCUCCCCAGGCCACCCAUCCAGCAUGAUGCCCAUGGGACCGCCUUCUGCACACAGCCCUGGGGCCAGUUCAUCCGGGCCGGUCAAUGCUUCCAUAGCCCCUGCGCCGUCUUCAUCGGUCCCCGAACCAGGUGCUGUUGGUGAUGGAAGGAAGGCAAAACGUGAGCUUUCUCAGUCGAAGCGCGCGGCGCAAAACAGAGCAGCACAGAGAGCAUUCCGGCAGCGCAAGGAGGGCUACAUCAAGAAGCUCGAGCAACAGGUGCGAGAUUACGCCGAGAUGGAGCAGACAUACAAGGCCGUGCAAGCCGAAAACUACGCCCUUCGUGAAUACGUUAUCCAUCUUCAGUCGAGGCUCAUUGAUACCCAGGGGGACUAUCCGCCUCCGCCUCCCAAUAUUAAUUUAUCUCAAUCCUCUGCAGCCCAGCCCCCUCCUGCCAGUGCGCCAGAGCAAGUGGCAAAUGCUGGAGUUGGAACGCCGCUUGAAGCUGUUGCUCAGGCGGUGGCUGGUCUUGCCGCUCAGGAGCAAUUGGCCGAAUGUCAAGGGCGAUAUCCCAGCCCCGUCUACAAGCCCGAGUCACGCGAUGAGGAUAGUCGAACCGUCGAGGAAAUCAACAGACAACUUCAACAACAGAGCGAAGAAAGCGUCAGUCGAUCAACAGACGUGUAG
Molecule: messenger RNA, 909 nt
Organism: Metarhizium album ARSEF 1941
Lineage: Eukaryota; Fungi; Ascomycota; Sordariomycetes; Hypocreales; Clavicipitaceae
Exons: 3
Coding region: 1-909 (302 amino acids)
Cellular component (GO): RNA polymerase II transcription regulator complex
Molecular function (GO): transcription cis-regulatory region binding; DNA-binding transcription activator activity, RNA polymerase II-specific
Source: RefSeq, a predicted model, not a curated record